Molecule: messenger RNA, 4833 nt
Organism: Acinonyx jubatus (cheetah)
Lineage: Eukaryota; Metazoa; Chordata; Mammalia; Carnivora; Felidae
Product: MLV-related proviral Env polyprotein-like
Exons: 2
Coding region: 1555-2745 (396 amino acids)
Biological process (GO): DNA integration
Molecular function (GO): nucleic acid binding
Source: RefSeq, a predicted model, not a curated record
AUGUCUCUAGGGGCCCUCUGUUUGUUUCUGUGUUUCUCUGUUUUGUUCUGUUGACUUACUGGAUGGACGUUAUGGGACAGACUCAGACUGCUCCUCUAAGUAUUAUGAUUGAUCACUUUAAGGAUGUGAGGGGAAGAGCUAACAGCCUCAGUGUGGAAGUCCGAAAGGGUGGGUGGCAGGUUUUUUGUUCUAGUGAGUGGCCAGCUUUCAAUGUUGGAUGGCCACCAGAGGGAACCUUCGAGACCUCCCUACCAUCCACCGAGUCAGGGAUAUCAUCUCUCCGCCUAAGACUGGCCAUCCUGAUCAGCUCCCUUACAUUAUCACUUGGCGGGACCUUGUAAAAGACCCACCCUCUUGGCUUAAGCCCUUCCUAGCCCCACGCCCUCUGGAGCCAAAACCCAUUCUUGCUUUGCAGGGGACAGAGAAGAAGGAGAACAAGAAAAGUCUUACCCAACCUUUAACACCCCUCUACCCUGUCCAACAGGGGGGAGGACUGAAGAUGAAUUAAUUUUUCCUCCCCCAUAUAACCCCCCUAGGAUGCUGGAAGAACACCAUCCUCCCCCUCCGGGGGAGGCAGACACUGUUCUGAAAGUGGGAGGUGGAAACGCUCCAGUGGGAAGCCCACCCUUUACCAGACAAAGGGCUCAGAGGGAGCAAUCCGCCUCUGCCACCAACUCCACUAUUCUGCCCCUGCAAGCCACCAGACCCCCAGAUGCGGAGGGGAAUCAGCCCCAUCACUAUUGGCCUUUCGCCACUAGUGACCUCUACAAUUGGAAAGCUCAGAAUCCUAAGUUUUCCGAGAAACUGGCAGGGCUUAUUGAUUUAUUAGACUCUGUUCUUUUUACUCAUCAGCCCACGUAGGACGAUUGCCAGCAGCUUUUGCAGGUCCUGUUCACGACUGAAGAAAGAGAAAGAAUCCUCAAUGGGGCCUGAAAACUAGUUCCAGGUGCAGAUGGGAAUCCCACCACCAACCAGGCUCAGAUAGAUGCCUCCUUCCCCUUAACUUGGCCCCAGUGGGAUUUCAACACAGCAGAAGGUAAGGAUCAAAAAAACCCCCAUGUCUCAGGAGGCCCAGAAGGGGAUCCAGCCACACAACCAGAGACUACGAAGCCUAGGGGUACUAGUUCCUUGCCAGUCUGCCUGGAACACCCCCCUACUGCCGGUCAAAAAGCCUCACACAAAUGACUACCGACCGGUACAAGACCUCUGGGAAGUAAAUAAGAGGGUCACAGACAUACACCCAACUGUUCCCAACCCAUAUACUCUCUUGAGCUCCUUGGCACCCUCCAGGUUCUGGUAUACUGUACUAGAUUUAAAGGAUGCCUUCUUCAGUCUGCCGCUGGCACCCCAGAUCCAACCCUUGUUCGCCUUCAAGUGGCAUGAUCCAGAGGAGGGCUACAGUGGGCAACUCACCUGGGCACAGCUGCCUCAGGGAUUCAAAAUUCACCCACCAUCUUCGAGGAGGCACUACACGAGGACCUGGGUGAGUACAGAAGGGAGUACCCUGGCCUCACCCUCCUACAGUACAUAGAUGACAUCCUGGUUCCUGCUGACAUGGCCAAAGACUGUGAGCGAGGGACCCAGGACCUGCUGGCUACCCUGGGGGCCUUAGGGUACCGGGCAUCCGCGAAGAAGGCUCAGAUAUGCAGGGAGAGGAUGCACCAACAGGACACCAAAAUAGAGCAAGUUGUAUCUGCCUGCAAGACCUGCCAACUCACCAACGUGAGAGCCACAUCAAAUAAAAAAGGAACCAGGCUCAGAGGCACCAGACCGGGAGCCCAAUGGGAAGUCGACUUCACUGAAGUCAAACCAGGAAAGUAUGGUUAUAAAUAUCUUUUAGUAUUUACAGACACCUUCUCUGGCUGGGUGGAGGCAUACCCAACCAAGCAUGAAAUGGCUCAGAUGGUGGCUAAGAAGCUACUAGAAGACAUCUUACCCAGGUAUGGUUUUCCUGCCAUGUUAGGAUCAGACAAUGGACCAGCUUUUAUCUCGCAGGUAACACAGGCAGUAGCCAAGGCGGUGGGGGCAAACUGGAAAUUACCUUGUGCUUACAGGCCCCAGAGCUCAGGACAGGUAGAAAGAAUGAAUAGAACCCUAAAAGAGACCCUUACCAAAUUAACCAUGGAGACUGGCGGGGACUGGGUGCCCCUCCUACCGUACACCCUUUACCGGGUUAGCAACACUCCUUACACUCUGGGUUUUACUCCCUAUGAGAUCAUGUUUGGCAGGCCACCCCCUAUUAUUCCCAACCUUCUUGCUGAGUUUAAAGAUCAAGAACUUUUUCUUUCCUUGAGAGGGCUCCAGCAGGCGCACGAGGACAUUUGGCCGAGCCUCCGUGCCAUCUACGAGGCUGGCCCAACCCCGACACCUCUUCAGUACAGGCCGGGAGACUGGGUCUACGUCAAGAGGCACCACCGAGAGACCCUCGAGCCGCGCUGGAAGGGACCAUACACCAUGGUGCUGACAACCCCCACUGCUCUCAAAGUAGACGGCAUCGCGACCUGGGUCCAUCACACCCACGUUCGGCCAGCAGACCCCUCCUCGAUCCGGAAGGACUUCGUCACGCGAUGGGCUGUCAAUUGGGACCAACAUAACCCGCUCAAGCUCAAGCUACAGCGCAUUCGACCCACCUUAUUUGGUAACUCUGUUAGCUCUGUUUGGCACUGCUCAUGCUGCCGAGAGUCCCCAUGCCCCCCAAAACAUCACCUGGCAGAUCAUAGACACCAGCUCCAGGACAAUACUUAAUCAGACUUCCCAGAGCCACCCCAGGGACACUUGGUUCCCAGAACUUUGUGUAGAUCUCCAAACUCUGUUCCCCUUGUCACCAUAUGCCCCCGGAUUCCAUGCGCAGAGCCUUUAUUUCUAUGUCUGCCCCGGCCACUCUCGCUCGAGCACAUGCGGGGACGUGGCUGACUAUUUUUGCGCCCCCUGGUCAUGUGUCUCGAUGGGGCACAUCUAGUGGACCCCACCACGCACCAGAGAUCUCAUCGUGGUAAUGCGGCCCAGUGGCCCCCAACCACCAUAUGUCUGGGGGCGCGGUAAUCCCAUAGUUAUAUCCUUUACAAACCAAGGUAAAAAAACAACAGGAUGGGAGAGUGGAAAAACAUGGGGACUCAGGAUAUAAGACCAGGUUAGGUCGGGAGCCAAAGACAAGGGAGCAUUAUUUACCCUCUGAAUGCAAGCGACUCCCCUUACCCAGCAGUCCACCACGAGGGUAGGACCCCACCAAGUACUAGUUCCCCAACCUGCCCCCACCCAGAUGGCCACUCCCAGAAACACCCAGGCCCCAGCCACACGGCCCCCCACAUCCCCUGUCCCUACUAGAGAGUCACCUGCAUCCCCUGCCCCAGGUCACAACUUACUAUCUGAUGCAGACCUCCUGUGGAGCACGGUUGUCGGAGCAUACCAGGUACUAAACACUUCUAGACCCGACCUGACCAAGGCCUGUUGGCUCUGUCUAGAUGUCUGGCCCCCAUAUUACAAAGGUAUUGCCAUUAAAGGCAAUUAUACAACAGCCUCCAACUCUAGCUCCUGUAGAUGGCAGCAGGCUACUGCAAGACUAACCCUCCAGGCGGUAACGGGGCAAGGCACUUGUAUAGGCCACGUACCCCCCGAGCAAUCACAUCUCUGUAAUGAAACCCAAGCAGUCCCCAGGGAGACAGUGUAUCUACUCCCCCCCAAAAAUGCAUGGUGGGCCUGUUCUAGUGGCCUUACUCCCUGUGUCCACUCCCAGGUCCUUAACUCCUCGAAAGAAAGCUUCUGCCUACUCGUGCAGUUGAUCCCCAAGUUAGUGUACCAUUUGCGGGGAGAAAUACUUAACAGGUUAGGCUCUGCUAACCCCCGAAGUAAAAGAGAGCCUAUUACAACCUUAACUCUGGCUGUGCUCUUGGGAUUGGGAUUAGCGGGGGCGGGGACCGGAAUAUCCUCACUCAUCAUCCAGGACAAAAACUACGGAACCCUAAGGGCAGCCAUUGACUUAGACAUAGAAAGAAUUGAAAAAUCAAUUUCUCAUUUACAGGAAUCCCUUACUUCCUUAUCAGAACUAGUACUCCAAAACAGAAGGGGAUUAAACUUAUUAUUCCUGCAGCAAGGAGGACUAUGUGCAGCCCUAGGGGAAGAAUGUUGCCUCUAUGUUGAUCACUUGGGGAGUCGUAAAAGAAUCUAUGGCCCUCAUAAGGGAAGGGCUGCAAAAACGGAAGUUAGAGAGAGAACAAUCUCAGUCCUCAUACGAGUCUUUGUUCAACUGGUCUCCCUGGUUAACUACCCUCAUCUCGGCCCUUGCCAGACCCCUCACCAUCCUGCUCAUACUAGCAACCCUUGAACCCUGUAUAAUCAACAGACUGGUCCGGUUUGUCAGGGACCGCGUGGGGUCCAUCCAACUAAUGGUCCUCUGUGCUAAGUGCGAGCCCCUAAAAACAGAAGAGGACAAAAUAGAAAUGCAGCUGGUCCCAUGAUUGGGUCGGCAAGCUACAUGAUAAGGGAGAAUGAAAGAGCGGACCUAUGCUGGCCAACUCCAUCUUGUUCUGUGUCCUCCACCUUGAGUGACUAUGUCCCUGACAUGGCCCCCUUUCCAGGAAAAUCGCAGAAACCUCAGACCAGGUCUCCUUCCCUUGAGUAACCUCCUGCUCACCUGUUCAAAUUUCCCAAUCAAAACACACCCAGCAACCUGCAUAUCAGGACUCCGACCCUUCCCCAGCCAAUUGGCUGAGGCCACAACCCGUCUCCAGCCAAUCAGCUCAGGCCACAACCAUUACCUCACCAACUGCCCCUCGACCCCUAUAUAACCUUUGUGCUUUUGAAACUCACUGGCUCUCUCCAGCAUCUCACCACUGC